Malania oleifera is the source of this 2313-nucleotide messenger RNA. Its product is annotated as transcription factor TGA9. Gene Ontology annotation, biological process: DNA-templated transcription; regulation of DNA-templated transcription. The coding region runs from base 211 to 1986 and encodes 591 amino acids. Gene Ontology annotation, molecular function: DNA-binding transcription factor activity; sequence-specific DNA binding. The transcript is spliced from 14 exons. NCBI's taxonomy places the organism in Eukaryota, Viridiplantae, Streptophyta, Magnoliopsida, Santalales, Ximeniaceae. The record is from RefSeq and is a predicted model, not a curated record.
GGAAAGAGAGAGAGAGAGAGAGAGUUGGAGUCAGUGUUUCUAGUGGGUUCCUGCAAAAGAGCCCCACCUCCCCCUUUGUUUUCCUCCCUUUUUUUUCUUUUCUUUUUUAAAAAAAAAGAAUUUAAAUAUUUAUUAAUCUACUUUCUUACAACCCCACACAGCCCAGGAGAGAGGGGGGGCCCUGAAACAGGUUUGCCAGGACGAGAUUUUAUGUACCAUGGGAUGAGUUUCAAAUCUGAUAACAUUUACAACAGAAGGGUGAUAUAUCAUAAACCGGGACCAAAUAAAACCAUCAGUUUUCUUCGUAGGGAAGGAGAGGAGAAGGAGAUAGAGACUCGUGAAGGAUCAAAAGGUGCAAGAAGAUAUACAUCUGAGAAAAAGACUGGACCCUCUCUUUCAGUUGGGAUUUUGCUCCAAGGAGGACUUUCUCUCGAAUUCCCAAGAAAAAGUGAGGUCCUUUCCAGUUUCUUGGUGGAGAAGGACGAGAAUGGUUUGAAGAGGUCUUGCAUGGCGAGUCAUAAAGUUGGAGAGACUGGUUUAUCUGAUUCAGCUCCUUCAAAUCACCAUAUUCCUUAUGCGGCUCUUCCUGGAUUUUAUCUUGCCGGCACCAGUUUCAAUAAUCAAGAAGCAUCUGCCUUCGAUUUUGGAGAGCUUGAACAGGCAAUCGCGUUGCAGGGAUUUACCAUCAAGAAUGAUGAAGCUAAAGCACCUUUAUUCACAGGCAGGCCUGCAGCAACUCUGGAAAUGUUCCCCUCAUGGCCAAUGAGAUUCCAGCAAACCCCCAGAGUAGGAAGUUCAAAAUCAGGGGAAGAGAGUACUGAUUCAGGAUCAGCACUGAACACUCUUUCAGGUAAAGCCGAGACCCAGUUGGAGCCAGAUUCUCCUAUCAGUAGAAAGGCUUCCUCAGAUCAACAAGCUUUUGAUCAGAACCAUCUGCCGCUGCAGCAGCAACAAGUGGAGACAAUGGCAAGUGAUGGCACCAGAACAGAACCAUCUCAGACUUUACCAGUUGCCAAACAGCCCCCGGAAAAGAGGAAGGGAACUGGAUCAUCCUCAGAUAGACAACUUGAUCCUAAGUCAUUGAGACGUUUAGCUCAAAAUAGAGAAGCUGCGAGGAAGAGUAGACUCAGAAAAAAGGCAUACGUACAGCAGCUAGAGUCAAGUAGAAUGAAGCUUUCUCAGCUAGAACAAGACCUUCAAAGGGCAAGAGCUCAGGGUUUGUUCUUGGGGGUUGGCGGCGCAGGCGGAAGUAUUAGUUCUGGAGCUGCAAUAUUCGACAUGGAAUAUGCAAGAUGGUUGGAAGACAACCAACGGCACAUGUCAGAACUGCGAACAGGACUGCAAGCACACCUUUCUGAUGGUGACCUCAGAGUUAUUGUUGAUGGAUGCAUUUCCCAUUAUGAUGAAAUUUUCCGGUUGAAGGGAAUGGCUGCAAAAUCUGAUGUCUUUCAUCUCAUAACUGGAAUGUGGACGACUCCUGCCGAGCGUUGCUUCCUCUGGAUGGGUGGUUUUCGGCCUUCUGAGCUUAUUAAGAUGUUAAUAUCGCAAUUAGACCCCUUGACAGAGCAGCAAGUGGUAGGGAUUUAUAGCCUCCAGCAUUCCACACAACAGGCAGAAGAGGCUCUCUCACAGGGCCUGGAACAGCUCCAGCAGUCUCUAAUUGACACCAUUGCCGGUGGCUGCAUCACCGAUGGUUAUGAACAUAUGAACAUGGCUUUGGGCAAGCUCAUCAACCUCGAAGGGUUUGUUCGCCAGGCUGACAAUUUGAGACAGGAAGCCCUCCAUCAGCUGCGUCGAAUAUUGACCGUUCGACAAGCAGCAAAAUGUUUUCUAGUGAUUGGCGAGUACUAUGCCCGAUUACGAGCGCUUAGCUCCCUCUGGGCAUCUCGACCGCGAGAGAACAUGGUAAGUGAUGAUGGCUCCUGCCAGACAACAGAUUUGCAAAUUGUGCAAUCUUCACAGAACCCUUUCAACACCUUUGGAUGAGCAAGAUAUAUGUACACAUAUCCACCAACCCUGCAACCAUUCCAGGCAGCAGCUGCCUAGCUCCAUGAUCUUCUUAUCAGCUGCAUAUAGCUCUAGUUCUCUAGUUCUUUCUUUAGAGUAGAUAGGAUUUAUUUUAUUUUAUUAUUUUCUUCCUUUUUUUAUUUUUAUUUUUUUAUGCUUUGUUCUUAGGAUCUUCAUAUCGUUAUGUUAUCUUGUGAAUGUAAAUCAAUUUUAUAUGCAUGUGCAUGAGCCUGGUUAUUGGAAAGUGUUGGAAAGUGUGAGAUAUAUAUAUACAUAUAUAAAUUUAAAGGUAUAUCCUUUUUAAUA